This is a messenger RNA of Theileria equi strain WA, 306 nucleotides long. RefSeq names its product signal peptide-containing protein. Bases 1 to 306 code for a protein of 101 amino acids. The record is from RefSeq and is a predicted model, not a curated record. Lineage: Eukaryota; Apicomplexa; Aconoidasida; Piroplasmida; Theileriidae. The transcript has a single exon.
AUGAGGGUGUUUGACCUCGUUUAUUUCGCCAUCAUUUGCGGAAUAUGCAAUGCUGGAAUCCACAAUAAAAUUCAGGACAUCUCCAAUACGGGCAAUAGGUUGAGCACACUCGUAGCAGAGGCUCCAGAGGAAAAGGAGGCGGAGGAACGAGACAGUGGAGAAGAGAGUGAACCCAAGAAUCAAGAAGAUGUGGCGGAGAAGGAAAAGACCAACUUGAAAAGGGAAGAGAGCGCCGGUGAAGGGAUCCCUCAACUGGUCCUGGUAAGCACUCUGCUGGUGGCUCCUAUAGUGAUUAUGACGAUUUAA